Molecule: messenger RNA, 1593 nt
Organism: Penicillium atrosanguineum
Lineage: Eukaryota; Fungi; Ascomycota; Eurotiomycetes; Eurotiales; Aspergillaceae
Product: NADPH-adrenodoxin reductase
Exons: 3
Coding region: 1-1593 (530 amino acids)
Biological process (GO): ubiquinone biosynthetic process
Cellular component (GO): mitochondrion
Source: RefSeq, a predicted model, not a curated record
AUGCUGGACCGCGCAUUUGUCUGUGCUCAAUGCACAGCGCGAGUGACUCGUCCUGUUCUUAAAACCAAAGCGCCCUUCUCCCUAACUUCCCGCCGUUUGAGCAGCAAUGCGACUCCCUACCGCCCCACCCGCGUUGCCAUUGUGGGCUCCGGACCUGCGGGAUUCUAUGCAGCUGCGCGCUUGUUACGCAAGCAGCAGGAUGUGGUGGUUGAUAUGUAUGAAAAGCUUCCAGUGCCGUUCGGAUUGGCGCGCUAUGGUGUGGCCCCAGAUCAUCCCGAGGUAAAGAAUUGUGAGGAGACAUUUACAGAAGUCGCAACGUCCCCACGCUUCAACUUUGUCGGCAACAUCGACCUCGGUAACGACUUGCCUCUUACUGCGCUUAAACCACAUUACGACGCCAUUUUAUUCGCAUACGGAGCCUCUAAAGACAAAGAGCUUGGAAUCCCGGGGGAGAAAGCCCUCCGAGGUGUAUAUUCAGCUCGUGCGUUUGUCGGGUGGUACAAUGGUCUACCCGAACACUGCGAUCUACAACCCGACCUGACAAGCGGCGAAGAUGCCGUGAUUGUUGGCCAGGGUAACGUGGCUCUUGAUGUGGCUAGGAUAUUGUUGACAGAUGUGGAUGCUCUUCGCACUACUGAUAUUGCCGACUAUGCUCUUGAAGCUUUGUCCAAAAGCCGCAUUAAGCGGGUACGAGUCGUUGGCCGCCGAGGACCCCUACAGGCCGCAUUUACUAUCAAAGAAAUUCGUGAAUUAUUGCAAUUGCCCUCCGUUGCAUUUGAUCCGAUUUCGAAAGACAUCUUUCCUCCCGACGAUGUUGUGAACGCGUUGCCUCGGGCGCAGAAGCGUCUGAUGCAACUUCUUGGUAAAGGCUCUACCAAUGACCCUCAGAAAUCAACCAAAUCCUGGUCAUUAGAUUUCCUUCUCUCCCCAGACUCUCUCCAUUGGUCACCGAUUCACCCGUACCAUCUCAGCCAUGCCAAGUUCUCCCGCAACGAACUCGACUCUGCAGACCCAUACAACCCAAGCUCCAAGGUUACACCCAAGUAUCUUUCCAGUGGAAAACCUGCGAUGGUAAACCUUCCUGCCAGUAUCUUCUUCCGCAGUGUAGGUUACAAGUCGUUACCCUUACCCGGUCUAGAGGAUAUUGGGAUUCGAUUUGACGAUCAGCGCGGUGUGAUUCCCAAUGAUGGUUUCGGUCGAGUAAGAAGCCCCUCGAGCGCAGGUGAUCAGCAGAAGCUGCCCGACGGUUCUGUGAUUGCCCAUUUGCCCGGCUUGUACUGUGCCGGGUGGGUCAAACGCGGCCCAACCGGUGUCAUCGCUUCGACCAUGACCGAUGCCUUCACCACAGCCGACUCGAUCAUACAGGACCUUGCUAGCCAUAGUGGCUCUGGCUCAUUACUACAUGAUCCCGAUCACAGUAGCGGUCUUGGUUGGGACGGGGUCAAGGCCGAGGCAGAGUGCCGCGGUCUCCGGUCAACGUCCUGGAAGGACUGGCAGCGGAUCGACGCCGCUGAGCGCAAGCGCGGUCAGCAAAAAGGCAAGAUUCGUGAUAAAAUGGGACGUGUGGAAGAAAUGCUCCAGGUUCUUGAUUGA